GCGCAGCUGCGUUCCAUUCGAUUACACUUUGGAAUUAGCAUGGAAGCUCAUUCGCAAGUACCCUCACAGUCCGGCAAGGAUCGCAAAGCCAGGGGAACUUCUAAGGCCGAUAGGUCAGACGUCGGGCACAAAGGCGCAAAGAAGAAGGCUAAAGGAAAAGGUCCCAAGCAUGGAAAACACCUUACUACAACAAGCGAAGCCGCUGAAACGACCACCGGGGUGCUGAAAGUCGACCAGGCAGCAACGGUGCCAAAGCCAGAAGAGGAAGUUCCACCAACUCGACCGCCAGCAGAACCGACCUCGCAGUCACUUGCAUCAUCAAACGAAAAGAGAACGGUCGUAUUUGUGCGACCAGCAAGCGGGCCCUCUUCAGAGGAUCCCCAAACUGAGGACGCCUUUGGGAAUGUGGUGUCACCAGAUGAAAAGCCCGAAGGAGAUGCAGACCAUGCGUUGCCGCCAACAUUGCCCACAGCCGUCGAAGAGCAUCCCGUCGAAACCCCACCGGAACUUCCCCGAACGAGACCAUCAUCUAAUGGGAACGAGGACGCAGCACCGGCCACUGGGACGCUGUCAGCAAAAUCUCGAGCCUUGGCUGCUCUCCUCAAAACAACGGAUCCAGCCAAGCCUAGUAAACGGUGGCGGACCCGCAAGCCCAGCUCUGCUCCUGAGAAAGCUACCGUAAUCGCGCACCCAACGAAGGUGCGCUUCGGAGGCCUGGCAGCCUUCUUGGGUCUUCGAUCAUCAGCAGCGUCGUCGUUGAAAACGGGAGAGUCACCCGCCAUGGCACCACAAGUCCAGAUCCAGACCAAUGUGGAAGAAAUUUCAAUGUACGCCUUCCCUGACGAUGACGUCAAACACGUGCAGACCACGUCGCAGACCACCGGCAGAGUACCAGAACCGAUGAAGACCACGAGCCAGACGACACCCCGCUGUGCUUCUUUUGCCGCAAACAACGCCACUGCCAUAGCGUUUGCAGUCAUCACGGUGUUCACGCUGUCGUUCAUGUUGCUGGCUGCUCUGCUGGCGCCAUCCCGUAGCAGAGGUACAGUCGUGCCCGGGUUGUGCAGCACUGAGGACUGCAUAAUGCACUCGAGGCUUAUUCACCUCCGCACGAACGCCAGCGUAGAUCCCUGCAAGAACUUCCAGGCAUUCGCGUGCUCAGCAUGGCCCGCGUCCAAGGAGAUAGUCAGCUUUGCUAGUGGUACCACGUGGGACGCGGUGGUGGCUUGGUACAAGGGUUUCGAAAAUCUUCUGACGAUGAGCUCGGAGCGAUACCUUCCGGCGAAGAAAGCGUUGGCUAUGUACCAGGCGUGCAUGGAAGGACAGCCUUUGGGCCAAGCCCGACACGCCGGCAUGGAAGCUCUAAAAAAAUUCAUGCGACAACGUCGAAUCCCUUGGCCUGGUGAGCCUGACCUGAACGUGAACCCCCUGGGUGUACUUCUCGACUUCGCCUUCAACUGGCAGACGCCAUUUUGGUUCCACGUGCAGGUGUUGCGAGGUAACCGCGGCCAAAGGAACACCCUGGUUCUUCGCUUGGGUAACUUCAUAACAUUCUGGUCCAACUACCACCAGAGUCUGGUUGCUGAUCAGGUGUACUACAACUACCUCAUUAAUUACUUCGAUGCCUUCGCUGACGCCAGUGACAGAAGGCCGACCAGAGAGGAGGUUGCCAGGAUGGAAUCGCUCCAUUCUGACGUGCUGCACCGAUUCCUCGAGUUGCAGACACAGAGUAAAAAGGCAAGAAAACUGACCAACUGUAUCAUUCAGUCUCCAGCCGAGUUCCCGCUGUCCGAGAUAGAACUGUACACACCAAACAUAACGACAGCAGUGUGGGUCGCCAAGCUGUGUGAGCACGUUGCCAUAUGGCCAGAAUUCAAAGAUGACGACCAAGUCAUUGUCGAGGACACGGCACUCCUGGAAACUGUCAACGCAUUCUUCGUGAAAUACGAUCGAGGCGAAAUACUACGUCACAUCGCUUGGUUCUUUGUCCAGGUGUUUGCACCACUGGGCGACAUUCGCUUACUGAAGAACAAGUUUGGCGACCAUGAUAAGGGCGUCGAAAACAGGCCAGUCUUCUGUGCCACCGAAGUCGAAGCUUCGUACGGCGUUCUCUUGACGUCAGUCUACGUGGGAACGCGCCUGACCCAACAGGCACGAAUGCAAGUAAACCGUACCCUCACGUACGUCAUCAAUGCGGCCGUCAAGGGCAUCAACCGGCUGUCGUGGGGAAAUGAUUCGUCACGCAUGGCUGUCAUUGAGAAACUGAACAACACUCGCGUGUCUCUCUGGCCUCCGGACUCGCUGCUCACAUGGCGUGGCCUCAACGAAAUGUACGCUAGCUUCGCGCCACACAAAGACUCGUUCGCCGAGUACUGGGUGCAUGGGCACGAACGACUCCGACAGCUGGCCGAGCAACCUCGCUACGGCCAAGCCUUGGAAAUUCGACCCAACUUUGUGCUGCCAUUGUUCGCCUACGACUACGUAAUGAACACGGUGUCCAUCGCCGUGACCGCGUUGGGGAGGCCUAUCUUCUACGCCCAAGGAACAGCUGCCGUCGAUCAUGGAGGCUUGGGCUUCGCCUUCGCCAGGGAACUGGUUAAAGCUCUGGAUGGCGCGGGUCUCAAAGUAGAUCCAGCGGGACGCAUCAACGACUCCUGGGUGACCCCACAUUGGCGCGAACAGACGUCGCUGAAGACCAACUGCUUGUCGUCCGGCAAAGACAUCUUUCCGGAGGUGCCUGCCCUCCAGCUGGCAUAUGAGGCAUAUCAGAGGCGGCGCCGAGAAUCGGCCGCGAAUCUGCGGCUAUCAGAUGUUUGGAGAGAGGAGCAGGUGUUCUUUAUUACAGCCUGCUUCAGCAUGUGCACCCGAACCGGCCCAGUCAGGAUUCUCACAGGAGACUGCAACAAGGCCGUCAGCAACUUCCCGGCUUUUGCUCAAGCCUUCCAGUGCCCGUCUGGUUCACCCAUGAACCCAGAGCAGAAGUGCCUUUAUUUUGACUGAGCCCCACGAACUACCUUACUUUGAAGCAUGCUGUUUCAACAUUCUUCAAUGUCCUUUCGCAUUGUACAUGAUGCCCACUGACGUUAAAUGUGAAUAUCUUAAACCUUGUCGAUUUCCACCGAUAAAGUACCUUAUCUUCAAUUUUUAAACGUUAUUAUUUUCCCAUAGUUAACUGUUUGACUCA
Dermacentor silvarum is the source of this 3184-nucleotide messenger RNA. Its product is annotated as endothelin-converting enzyme 1-like. Lineage: Eukaryota; Metazoa; Arthropoda; Arachnida; Ixodida; Ixodidae. The transcript is spliced from 14 exons. Bases 40 to 3000 code for a protein of 986 amino acids. Gene Ontology annotation, molecular function: metalloendopeptidase activity. Gene Ontology annotation, biological process: protein processing. The record is from RefSeq and is a predicted model, not a curated record. Gene Ontology annotation, cellular component: plasma membrane.